UACAACACUUCCGGUGAAAUAUCUUGAUUCGCGAUGCCUCCUCUCGCUGAUGGCGUGCCUCCACCGACGGAUGGAGCAACCAUGGAGCAACAGAUUGUCCAAGAGCUCACCUGGGCCAGGACCAGGCCGCAGGAAGUGAUCGCGGAACUCAAGGAGCGGCUGAAGCACUACCGGGGCAAGGACUACUACCCGCCAGAGCGGGGCGGAGCCUGCGUCGUGACCAAAGAAGGUGCUGCAGUGGUCCAGGAAGCCAUCGACUAUGUGAAAAGCUUAGAUGCCAUGGAGGGCGUGGGCUCGGUGUCCGUGCAGGGCUUGGCGCUGGCGGCGGAAGAUCACGUCAGCGAUAUCGGACAGACGGGAACUGCCUCCCACAGCUCGUCAGAUGGAACCACUGCUGCCGAGCGUGCUAGGCGCUAUGGCCAGUUCGAGCUCUUUGGAGAAUGUCUUUGGUAUGGAUCCACUUCCGCCGACGCCCGCACUGUGGUCUUGGACCUCAUCGUGGACGAUGGCGUACCGAGUCGAGGCCACCGGAAGGGCGUGCUUGACCCGCGCUACGACAUGGUGGGUGUGGCCUUUGGUCCUCACGUGACCUUUGGGCAGAUGGCGGCGAUGGAGUUCGCCAAGACCUGGGUUGUGGACGCCGAGCUGGUGAGCGCCCGCGUGAAGAGCGGCCCCGUGAAGAUGAGCGCGGAGGCCAUCGCCGCAGCGAAGAAGUCCGCCGAGACGGCCUGGAGCUUGGGUCAGUGUCCCCUGUGCCGCGAGAGUAUCAAAGGCGGCAAGGU
Durusdinium trenchii is the source of this 782-nucleotide messenger RNA. Lineage: Eukaryota; Dinophyceae; Suessiales; Symbiodiniaceae. The record is from the annotation of a GenBank genome assembly.